UCUCAUUUAAUCAUUAUUUCUAAACAAUUGAAGAGCACUUACUUGAAAAUUAUUAGAAAACAUGAACAAAGAUACUAAAAAAACAUAAAGUUACAGUAGCCUUUAUCAAACUUGUUAAAGAUGUCUUUUAAGAUUACAUACAUAUUUAAGGUUCCAUAUAAAAUAUCCAUUUAUAUUAAACAAAUAGUUCUUAAAACAUUCCAUGGUGAACUAAAUAAAAUUUUACCAUAUUAAAGACCCUAUUUGAGUUUUUGGCUACAAAAUUAACUUUACAUUAGUGAGGAUACCUAAAAUGGAAUUUUUUACGCGCC
This is a messenger RNA of Paramecium sonneborni, 311 nucleotides long. The record is from the annotation of a GenBank genome assembly. Lineage: Eukaryota; Ciliophora; Oligohymenophorea; Peniculida; Parameciidae.